Molecule: messenger RNA, 1090 nt
Organism: Lathyrus oleraceus (garden pea)
Lineage: Eukaryota; Viridiplantae; Streptophyta; Magnoliopsida; Fabales; Fabaceae
Product: CASP-like protein 5B3
Exons: 4
Coding region: 321-779 (152 amino acids)
Cellular component (GO): plasma membrane
Source: RefSeq, a predicted model, not a curated record
AAAGAACAAGACAUUUGUUAGUAUUUUCCAAAAAUGAAUUUACGUAAAUUGUAAAAGAAAAUGGUGGCACACUUUUAUUCAUGGAAUAAGAAUCUCUACGCCAUUGUAGGGGACCCAUGUUGGUGAGUCAGUUUGAUUUUGUCAAGAACAAUACAAGAAUCGUGCAAUUGUAAGCAAGCAACCAACCAACCAGGAUUGGGAAGUGGAUUUUAAAGGUCUUGCCUUUGGGUUCUUCUUUUGCUUUUUUGGCUUAAAUCUAGAGAUGGGUGUUCGUUAUUAGUUGUGAAGAAUCUAAAAGUUUCAUUCUUUUGGAGAAAACGAUGAAAGAUUUUCCUGGGACACCUGGUACUAUGUUUGGUUUGGCUCUGAGGAUGUCACAGUUCAUUUUUGCUGCUGGGUCUAUUGCUUCCAUGGCUACCACACCAAGUUUCUUUAAUAUUACAGCUUUUUGUUACUUGAUAGCUGCAAUGGGUUUACAAACCAUAUGGAGUUUUGUGCUCGCUUUAUUAGACGCAUACGCCGUGGUGAGAAAGAAAGUCCUCCAUAACCCUGUACUAGUUAGCCUCUAUCUGGUCGGGGAUUGGGUAACAGCCACACUAUCUCUAGCUGCAGCGUGUUCCUCAGCAGGCAUAACAGUUUUGUACUUUAACGAUCUAGGACAUUGCCAUUUCGGAAAGGAAUGCCGAAAAUAUCAGAUUUCAGUUGCAUGUGCCUUCUUAAGCUGGAUACCGAUUUCAAUAUCGUCCUUAAUAAUGCUUUGGCUAUUAGCAGCAGGAUAGCAGAGACAAUAUGUUGACUCCACCAAAAUUUUCUCAUCGAAAACACGUUUAUCUUGUUCAUAAAUUUCUUUGAAAGUGUCAAUAGGAAAGGAAAUAGAUUAGGUUUAUACUCAUUCAAAUUGAUUCCUUCAUUUCAACUUGGAAAUGUUGUGAUAGCAUCAGAUAGUAAAGAGACAACGAAAAAUGUAUUUUGUUUUUCCUUGCCAAAGAAGCUAGUCUACUACCAAAAGUUGUUGCAAUUGGUAAAGAUGUAAUUUCGAAGAGAUUGUUGAUUUGAUAUUGGAAUUGUCUUUUUAAAAGGACUUGUGAUA